This is a messenger RNA of Kwoniella mangroviensis CBS 8507, 705 nucleotides long. RefSeq lists its product as uncharacterized. The transcript is spliced from 6 exons. The record is from RefSeq and is a predicted model, not a curated record. NCBI's taxonomy places the organism in Eukaryota, Fungi, Basidiomycota, Tremellomycetes, Tremellales, Cryptococcaceae. Bases 1 to 705 code for a protein of 234 amino acids.
AUGAAAUUCCAUGACAUGAGUCCCUUGGGUCCGAUCGCUCUGAGCGCAACCACCCCAGAUGAUCAGCUGAACGCCACUAAUCCCCAUAUCGCCAAACGGGAUGGUCAGGUCCUAUGGGGUGGAUACUACGGUCCACAACCCAGUGAAAUAAAGGUAUCUCAAGGAUCGAAGAAAAAGCGUUUCAGCGCUUUCCAACCUGAAAGCGAUGAUGCAAAUGGGAAGAUCGAUUCUCUAGAUGUUGAAGUUUAUAACAUCGAUGCGAGUAGAUUCCAAAAAGCUAAUUCCAAACAUUCUGAUAUCAAAGAUGAGAAUAGCUUAUCUGGUGAUCCUUGGUGGAUCGGUGCAUAUGAAAUAGCAGCUCAACAAAUUGGGGGAAACGAAUAUACUUCGAAAGAUGGGUUCGAUAAAGAUGCAGAUGCAGAUAUUGGAUUGAGAAUGUUGACAGGUUUGGAAAGUAUGACCAGCGAGCCUAUCAAAGGCGAUGAUGAAGGAUUAUGGGACAUUCUGAAGAAAGGAAAAGAGUCAUCAAUAUGCCUAAAAAAGGGGAAACAAUGGUAUGGCGUUACAGGCAUCGAAGGUGAAUUGAAGGAUGGUAAUGUCAAGGUGACCCUAUACGAUACCAAAAAAGGUGAAUGUAAAUCGUACGAUUUUGAUGAUCUCGACAUCAAGUACUACUCUAUACUGAAAGGUGAUGACAAGCUCUGA